AGGAACUUGAGCCAUCUGCGUCAGACACUCAAGGUGUUCGAGAUGGAGUCAAACGUGAAUGUUCUUUACGAAUUUACUUUAUACGUGACAUUUGGUGAAGUGAAACUUAUCGAUUGCUGGAAGAAAUUAGACCGAUAUUAACAAUGGCGUAUUGGAGCGCAUCCACUGCUACAACUAGCGAAGAGGAGAAGAAAGAACAGAGGCUUAUAGAUGUCAUGUUUCUCUGUGACGAGUGGAAAUCUUCGAAAGGUGGAUUAUCAACUUUCAAUCGCGAGUUAGCUAUUAAUUUGGCAGAGACAACGACUGGUAGCAUGAACAUCCACUGCUAUGUCUCGAGAAGCGAUGAUCAGGACAGAGAAGAUGCUGAACAACAUGGAGUGAAUUUAAUCACCGCUCAGACUGUUCCUGGAUCGCGAGAUCCCUUAGAUUGGUUGAAAGUUCCACCUCCAGAGCUUCCGAAUCCGCAUAUUGUGAUCGGUCAUGGCAGAAAACUUGGAACUCCAGCAUGUCACAUUGUACGAGUUUCAAGAUGUAAAUGGGUUCAGUUCGUCCACGUCUUCUGCGAAGACCUUGGAAAGUUCAAAGAAACUACUGCCACGGCUGUUACAGAUACGAUCGAGGAGAACGAGGAGAAGCAUAAGAUGGAAAUUGAGUUGUGUAAAGCAGCGGAUGCAGUUGUCGCUGUCGGCUCACGUCUACAACAGAAGUACAGCAGAAGUCUACCAAAUGUAGAGAUCAUCACCCCCGGAAUCGUGGAAAAGUUUUGCAACGAAUCAAUAGAAUCAAGAGAACAUGCAGGUGUAUUAUCGAGGACGUUGAAUGCCUUUAAGUCCUACAUGGUCAUUAAGACAUUCAACGUCUUCAUGUUUGGCCGAGCAACCUUUGAAGACCUUUCUUUAAAGGGUUAUGAUAUAGUGGCAAAUGCCAUAGGUUCCCUUGGAGGGAAAUUUGAGCUCACAUUUGUUGGCUCUUCUCCUGGUGAGCACCGAAAUGUGGAGCGAUGGUUUCUCCAGAACACAUGCAUCAAACGCAAGCAGAUAACGAUUCGUGGUUAUUGCACUGAUCAGGAUGAACUGAAAGGAAUGUUUCACCAAUCAGAUCUAGUUGCUCUUCCUUCACGUACAGAAGGAUUUGGGUUAGUUGGCCUCGAGGCCAUUUCUUGUGGAGUUCCUAUUCUUGUUUCUGGUGAAUCUGGAGUAGCUGAAGCUUUGCAAAAUGUAGAAGGUGGAAAUGCUGUCAUUGUUGGAUCAGAUGAAGAUGAAUGGGCGCGGAGGAUAAGUGAGGUGUCUAGCCAAAGUCCAGAAGAGAGACAAACCCAUGUUAGACAGCUCAGAGAGAACUACAGGAAGGUUUACUCUUGGAAAGCAGAAUGUGAGAGGUUUAACAGGCUGAUUGAAAAUGUUGUGAAAACUGCAAAUGAUGGUCAAUCAAAUAUUAAGGUUGAGGUGGAUGACUUGAAGCCUGAAGAACAGAAUAUGCAGAUUGGCAUGUUGGCAGCAGAGUCUGUCCAAUGCCAAGAGGUUCAGCAGCCUAGGGCACCUGCUACAUUAACGGCAUCUGCUACAUUAACUGCAUCUGGAAGUGUGUCCUAUUCACAGAAGGAGCAUCUCAAGGCCUUUGAAAAGGAAAUCUUUCUAUCAAUUGUUAGAAAUUAUCUCCAGACCACACCACCACAGUCCCCUGAAGAGCACACUAGGUUCAUGGAAUACAUGAAAGAAAUGAGGCUAAUCAUUACUGGUGUUGCUGUAGGAAGUUUGGUGAUAACAGUGAAGUGUGAAUCUCUAAUGAUCUUGGAGGAGUUGUGGACAGAUUACUCAUCUGGUCGUCUUGAUGAAGUGGUUCAGAAUUGUUUUGUAACUGAGAAGAUCUUGAAGGAACUGAACCUGGCUGAGCUGAGGCUGAAGACAACAAUAGACAUAGAAGAGUACAAUGCAUGCAAAAUGUUCUUUGAGAAAGAUGCUCUUAGAGAUGCUUUAUCCUCUGAAUUCCACUCCACAAGUUCAACCAGUGAAAGUCCACUAACAAAAGAACAAUGGGAAAAAAGUGAACAGAAGACAAAGAUUAUGGAGACGGCAAAAUUGGAAGAUCAGAAAUUGAACAUCAAAGUUGAUGUGGAACAUGUGAAACGUGCAGAUCAAGAUGCUUACAAUACAGCUUCAGUUUUAGCUUUGGAGCCAGCAGGAUAUCAGAAGGCAUCCACAGCUUCAGGCACAAAGAGAAAAGGACAUUCUGAUGCAGAUUUAGAAGAUCCCCAACCAAUCAAAAAGAAAGUCUUGUGCUUAAUUGCCAUGAAUUACCUUGAUACUACACCAGCACAGAGCAGGGAUGAACGCAAUGAGUUUAAGGAAUACUUACAAGAAAUGAAGGUCUUCAUCAUAGGUGUUUCUGUGGGAAGUUUGGUGAUAACAGUAAAGUGUGAUUCUCUCUCAAGCUUGGAGGAAUUAUGGGAAGAUUACUCUUGUGGCCUUUUGGAUAAGAUGGUACGAGAUUGUUUUGUAACUGAAAAGAUCUUGAAGGAACUUAACCUGGCAGAACUGAAGCUGAAAACAACGAUGGACACAGAAGAGUACAAUGCAUACAAACUGUACUUUCUUGAGAAGGAUGCACUCAGAGGUGCCUCAUCUUCUGAAUUCCACUCCAUAAUUUCAACCAGUGAAAGUCCACAAAAACAAAAAGAGCUGAAAAAAUGGAAACAGAAGACAAAGAUUGUUGAGACAGAGAAACUGAAAGGUACUUCACCCCUCACUGUAAUACCCACCACUGGUCAUGGAAAAGAACUUAUAGGAAAAGCACAGGGAAGGAAAGGUGAACAGGAAGCUCAGUUUGAAUUAAUAUCUGUAGUAAAUAUGUUCAGCAUGUUGCCUCCCCUUGGAUCUUCCACCUCUGAUCCUGAAGAUGAACUAGAAGUGCUACAUAUGAAACUUCAAAUUAUGAAAGGUUCUUCAUCUCCCCCUCUUCUCUCCACCACUGAUCUUGAAGAAAAGCUAGAGAGAGUAUGUGUGCACCUUGAGAUGCUAAGAAUGGAAGGUGGUUUUCCUGUCCUUCAAUUUUCAACCAUUGAUCUUGAGGAAAAACUAGAUGAACUACGCAAGGAGUUUCAGAGGCCCAGAAUGGAAGGUACUUUGCCUCCCCCUGAACUCUUUACUGCUGAUUUUGAAGAAGAACUAAAAGGACUAUGUACAGAACUUAACAGAGUCAGAAUGAAAG
Messenger RNA from Pocillopora verrucosa, 3207 nucleotides. Lineage: Eukaryota; Metazoa; Cnidaria; Anthozoa; Scleractinia; Pocilloporidae. The record is from RefSeq and is a predicted model, not a curated record.